Molecule: messenger RNA, 3219 nt
Organism: Megalopta genalis
Lineage: Eukaryota; Metazoa; Arthropoda; Insecta; Hymenoptera; Halictidae
Gene: Hrb87F
Product: Heterogeneous nuclear ribonucleoprotein at 87F
Biological process (GO): mRNA splicing, via spliceosome
Cellular component (GO): catalytic step 2 spliceosome
Molecular function (GO): mRNA 3'-UTR binding
Source: RefSeq, a predicted model, not a curated record
AAGCGUUCGCAGGGAAUACUAAUCGAUUGGGCGAAGUGAGACGUGAGCGGUCUACACCAUUUCUCAUAUACGCGUAGUUCGACUCGUGUUUGGUGUGACGAAGGGUAUCUCGACUCUUCCAAAUUCCCUAAAAUGGUUAAAAUGGAACAUGAUGAUGGAAAAAAUGAACCAGAACAUGUCAGGAAAUUAUUCAUUGGAGGCCUGGAUUACAGAACAACUGACGAUUCAUUGAAGAAGCACUUUGAAAAAUGGGGUGAAAUUGUAGAUGUAGUUGUAAUGAAGGACCCGAAAACAAAGCGUUCCAGAGGAUUUGGUUUUAUUACUUACUCACGUGCUCAUAUGGUAGAUGAUGCUCAAAACGCAAGACCUCACAGAGUGGAUGGACGCGUUGUAGAACCAAAAAGGGCUGUUCCUAGACAAGAAAUUGGAAGACCUGAGGCAGGAGCAACAGUGAAGAAACUGUUUGUUGGUGGUCUGAAAGAUGACCAUGAAGAGGAAGAUCUCAGACAGUAUUUCCAGAGCUAUGGCAGUAUAAAUUCUAUUAGCAUUGUUACUGACAAGGAAACUGGGAAAAAGCGUGGUUUUGGUUUUGUGGAAUUUGAUGAUUAUGAUCCUGUUGAUAAGAUUUGUUUGCAACGUAACCAUCAGAUACGUGGAAAACAUGUCGAUGUAAAAAAGGCUUUAAGCAGGGCAGAGAUGGCAUCUGCGUCUGGCGGUGGUGGUAGUGGAGUUGGUGGUAGCAGAGGGGGACAAAACGUGGGAAGAGGACCUCGAGGAGGUAAUCAAGGAGGUGGCAAUUGGGGAGGACGAGGCAGCGGUGGAGGAGGUGACUGGAAUAAUGGUGGUAAUCAAGGUGGUUAUGGUGGAGGUAAUCAAGGAGGUUGGGGUGGUAACGGCCCCUGGGAGAAUCAGAAUCAAGGUAAAGGAGGUGGAUGGGGAGGUCAAGGUGGACAAGGUGGCUACAACAGUGGUGGCAAUUGGAGCAACGAUAACUUCGGAGGAGGCUACCAGCAGGGUUAUGGCGGUGGCCCGGUUCGGAACAACUUCAAUUCUGGAGGAAGACCAGCACCUUAUGGACCAAUGGGUGGUGGAAACUCUGGAGGUGGUGGUGGCGGUGGUUAUGGCAACCAAGGAGGCUAUGGUGGCAGUUCCCUAGGAGGUGGGAACAUGGGAGGUGGUGGAGGUGGCGGUGGAAGGAGAUACUAAGCACUUUAUUCGCGGAUACUCCCUCACAUGGUGAACCUUCUACUUGUCUUCUAGUCGCCAGUACUAUCUGUACUGUUUAGUAUCGGAGCAGGCAGGGCUAUAAGGCUAGAGACAAGACCAGGCAGGACAAUCAGGAUACAGGACAGAAAGAGAGAGAAAAAGAGAGAGAGAGAAGCGUCAUCUGUUAGAUCACAGUGAGGGAGGCUUUUGCUUGUAUUUCAUUUGGUAUCUAGCACCUACUAUAUGUUUUACAUAUUUUACACUUAUGUGAAAAAAAACCAAUCGUAUAAUUUUCUAGACCCGUGCUUGCACGUAUCGUGUGGCACACAAAUGAUAUCCGCCAAGAAAACAGAGAAAUGCAAACGAAUUAACUAAAAUGAUUUUGAUUAGUGUGUUUGCUGCUGAAAGUCCAAAGACACGUUGAAACAUGAUUCAUCCACUCGGUUGCUAUGUCUAGGGAUACAUCCGUGCCAUCCAAAAAGCAUCUCUAUUCGCGUGUGCAACUGCGGCAUUUUUCUUUUGUAAAAUAUUUAAUGAAAACGAAGAAAUCAAUUAGCGGCAAAUAGGACGAUUAUGCGGUAGACUUUGGAAAGCACGAUUGUCUCUCUAAUCUAGUGAAAGACGUUAAAAUAGCGGUCCAUGUAAGAAUCUAGGUGUUUUACUACGUUGAUGCAGAAAUUUUUAAUUUCGUAAGAGGAAGAGGUGAUUCUUAUACAGACCAAAAUCUCAGGAUAUACAAAAUGAAAUGUUGUUAAUAUACGAAAAAAAUGAGUAUCGAUGAAUUUAAAGAAAAAUUCAGAUCUAGCAUGAACUAUAAAUGUUGGUUUAGCAUUUUCUUUCGUAGGUUACGCUAGAAUAACGAAUUAUUUUUUAAGUUGUAAUGUUUUAAGAGUUAGCGAAUAAAAAUGACCAGAACCUUUUCCAUGUCACUGUUUCAUUUUUGAAAUAAAAAAGAAAAUUGUCGAUAGCAUAGGAGAUAAGUCAGAGUACAAGAACAACUCGUAUGAAGUGCAAAACAGAAUCUCUAGGAAAGAGCUGUUUUUAGCUAGAUAAGGGCACACACAUUUAAUCGAUCGCUAUACAGGAGUAAUUAACGAAAAAGUCUCUUUGAACCCUCACGUACGAUAGAACAAACAAUUAUUUGUAUUCUUUGUCGAAAACUGUGUAGUCGAUGGAAGCACUAUUAUGGGCUUGAUAUAUUUAUAUGUAUUCACAGUAUUAAAUAAUUUGUACAUAACGCAAAAACCUGUGACCAAUUUUAUGUAGUUCUUGUAAUAUGUAAGAUUAAGAUGUUCGGAUUUGUUGACGAAGGGAUGCGUUGAACUCUAAUGGUUCAUCUAUAAAGGCUAUACAUAUUGUAUAUUGAAAUGCGUACCACAAUGGAUUAACACUUUGUAUUUAAGAACACUAUGCAGAACUUUCAUCAAUAAUCUUUUCCUUUGAACGAUAAGAAAUCUAACUUGCAAUGAAAUAAAAUGAUCUUAGGUUUAAACAGUUUCUCUGUAGUGAAUGAAAUUACCUUAAGUUCUCAUUGGAAUAUACACCUAUCUUUUCUUUUUAAUUAGUAAGUAGACUCCUCGAUUUUCUCAAUUUCUUCGUAUCCCUUUUUCUAAUUAAAUCCAUUGUUUAGAAGGAAUUAAUCAGUGCUGCACCAAUGUAGUCUUAAUUAUCUAGACAACUAUUUACAUUAGAGAAUUGUGUCAGAGAAUAUCACUGAUAAUAAAAAGAUUAACUUAAGGUCACGUUUUUUUGCGAUUUCAAGGUUGUUUAUAUCGUUUUGAAAUAGGACUGCACAUUUUCAUUACUCCGACUAGAAUCUACCUACUAGGAUAAUUCUGAACAAAUUAGGGUAUUUAACGUGAUAUUAUUAUUCAAUCGAAGUAAUUAUUUUACAAGUGGUUUGUUUUUUGUUCAAACAUUCUACAUUAUUUUCUGAUAUUAUAAGUAAUUUUAAUCUUCCUAGAUAUUGUGCAGCACUGAUUAAGAAAUAAAGAUUUCAUUUUGGGAUUUCAA